This is a messenger RNA of Strongylocentrotus purpuratus (purple sea urchin), 1743 nucleotides long. RefSeq names its product synaptotagmin-5. Gene Ontology annotation, molecular function: phosphatidylserine binding; calcium ion binding; SNARE binding. Gene Ontology annotation, cellular component: axon; synapse. The coding region runs from base 227 to 1636 and encodes 469 amino acids. The record is from RefSeq and is a predicted model, not a curated record. Gene Ontology annotation, biological process: regulation of calcium ion-dependent exocytosis; calcium-ion regulated exocytosis; cellular response to calcium ion. NCBI's taxonomy places the organism in Eukaryota, Metazoa, Echinodermata, Echinoidea, Camarodonta, Strongylocentrotidae. The transcript is spliced from 4 exons.
UAGCUUAUAUUUCUUACAAUAAGCAGGGGAAAUUACAAUCUCAGAAACCCUGAGCGAGAUCUUUGCAACGCACGGAGUGAUGAGACUCGGCCGGUAGGCGUCGACCGCAAGCUGCACAACAGUGCGGAUCGAGAUCCAAACCUAUGAAGACCGCUCUCGGAUAGAUCACAAUUCUUGGAUAUUCUGAGCAACUCUUGUUGGAAAAUAACUGUAUCUGAGGAUCACCAUGGUUCCAUUGACGUUGAUAUUUGCGGUUUCUACCGCACUAGCUGUUUCCAUCUCCUUCGGUCUUCUCAUCUUUAUCUGUUGCUGCAUGCGAGCUAGGAAGACACAAAAACGUCAAAAACGACGAGAAAAGCUAGAACAUGCUCUCGCUAUCACACCCCUUAAAGCCGACUUCUUCCGAAAGAGAGACGAAGAUUGUUUGAAAACAACCCCAGUGCCUCGGCAAGAUCCGAUCGAGGAUAAUCCUUUUAGUGAUGUACAGACGGAUGAUCAGGGGGUCGAAACACCUAAUGACCAGCCUGACAAUUACGGACGCUCCCAGUCUUGGGCACCGGCACCCUCGACGAAAUUGAUCGCGGUCGAUCCUCAGAGAAGACAAACCUUGGCCGUGCUUUCACUGACCCCGUCGUCAUCGGAUUCAUCCCUCGCUUCGUGCAGCUCCGAGAAUGACUUGGAGCAGCUCGGGCGCGAGUCCGAAUGGACGGUGUAUCAAGGCGGCAACGAGAAACCCGUCGUUCACUUCUCGCUCUACUUUUCAACUCAGGACUCCACUCUGUUCGUCUGUCUCAAAUCCGUCUCGGGAUUGGCGCGAAAAUACUACCCUGGCUGCUCCUCCUUCCUCAAGGUCAGUCUCCUGCCCAAGUACAGGGACGGAUUCCGCACCGACAUCGUCCGUAAAUCGCUAAAUCCCCAUUUCAACGAGUCCUUCCAGUUCUGUAAGGUCACCUUGGCCGAGGCACAAGGCAGCUUCCUCAAGAUCAAGCUGUAUGUGAGGGAGAAGUGGAACCGAAAGGAUCGUUUUAGCGGAGAGGUCUUUGCAGAGUGUCAUCAGCUCUUGACGAAGGGCGACAGCCUUCUGGAAUUACAGAGGACGUUCAGUAUAAAGAGAACCAAGCUUCCGAAGAAGAAUUUACAAAGGCCCUCACUUCCCUGCAUGAAACAGAUGCGCUCAAAGUCUACUUCGGAAGAGACGUCCAAUCGGCCGUACCUCGGAGAUCUGUUUGUAUCCUUGCAAUACCAGCCCUUAGCAGAUCGACUUAAGGUCAUGAUUAGGAAGGCAGAGAACCUUUUGGUCGACAGUGCUCUCCCUGGCAAUGGAGAUGUUUACGUCACUGUCCGUCUCUUGAAGCAGAGUGAAAUGGUCGGAGAAUACAGCACACAGCGUCGCUCUGGUACCAGCCCCAUCUGGAAUCAACCAUUCCUCUUCCAUCCCAAAUCCGAUGAGAUCCAACACCACUCCAUCCUCCUCGCCAUCUUCCGUGGUCGACGACUAGCGACCGACGUCAUGGUUGGGAAGGUCGAAGUCGGCAUCGGGGCCGGGGAGACGGGUGUGGCGCACUGGACGGAGAUGCUGCAGCCACUCGGCAUCGAAGUUGCCAAGUGGCAUCGAAUAAAGCCGCCUUUUAGUUAAGUCAGAGCGGGAAACUAGAUACAAGUUAGGUUUAAUUUAAUUGCCUUAUCGAUAGGUAAAUUAUUCUGAUACGUCGUCAGAAUAAAGACCCAUUACUUAUGUUACGA